UUAGUUUAUACUUUCCUUCGAGUAUCUCACAGUACUGCUUCUUGUUAUUACAGUCUUCUAGUUGCUUCUUCGUGGGGCUCUCUGAAAUCUUCCUCCUGCACCGAGCGCCUCACUACAAACCCGGUCAGAUGCGUGUAAGCGAGCCACAAACCGUGGAUUACAAAUGCUACAUAAUUAGUCAUUUGCUGGCCACCUUAGCCUCCUUCCUAUGCUACUCUCAAUCACACGAUCAAUAGCCACGGUACGGACAGUGAGCCUUUCGGCGCUUGGUGCACGCUUCAACAGCGCGCCCGCCAGCGGCGUUUCCAGACUCUCCAAGUCGCUCAUCCAGGUCGCUGGCACUGACGCCACCAAGUUCCUCAACGGACUCAUCACGUCACGGCUCAUGCCCACGCUCACAAAGAAGAACGAGCAUACCGUUACAGAACCCGCGACGGGCGAUGAUGCGGAUAUCCAUGCGAUCGAUGUGUCGCGCAACUGGGGGAUCAUGCACGAGGACAUCUUCAGCGGGGCGGCCACCGAUUCAGAGCGUCUCAGCGUACUGCGCGAUGGGAUCUUCUCCAUGAUAUUGAACUCCAAGGGGCGUGUUUUUGGCGAUGUGUUCCUCUACCCCACACCAUUCACAGUCUCAGAGGCGCAGAGCGAGGACCUGGCUGCGUACCUUCUCGAGGUUGAUACCGCGAACGCACGCAAGAUGAUGAUGAUGCUCAAGAUGCACAAACUCAAGUCGCAGGUUAUUAUCACGUCUCAGCCUCGCUUGUCAUCAUAUUACUAUUACAACGAUUCGCCAGAAUUCUCCCAGUUCGUGGAGAACUUCAAGACGGUGCUCUUUUCGCUGACAAAGUCGCCAGGGCAGGCCCUAGAGAACGCCACCGUGUUUAUGCAAUCGGAGAUUCUCUUCCAGAGUGAUGCGCCCGUCGUGGGCUUUGCCAUUGAUGGCCGUGUCCCGGGCUUCGGAGUCAAGUUUUUGGUGGACGAUGCGGGCGAUGCGGACGCGGUUAUCGCGGCGUCACGGCUUCUCACCAUUGAGGAGUCCCCGCAUAUUGUGGACGAAGCGGUCCUUAGAACCCGGCGGUUUGCCAAUGGGGUGAUUGAAUCCGCUGACGUGCUCAACACUGGCGAUCCGGCACUUGCAGGGGUUAAUUUCUUGCCGUUUGACUUGAACUUGGACUAUACUAUGGGCAUGUCGCUCGAUAAAGGCUGCUAUGUCGGCCAGGAGUUAACCAUCAGAACGUACACUGCUGGGGUAAUUAGAAAAAGAUGUGUCCCUGGUUCCAUAAUGAUCACCGGGGAAGCCCCUUCCAGUUUGAUCGGCUGUGAGUUGAGCCCUAUCUACGAUUCCCCGAUCACGGUAGAGCUGGACCUGGUGUCUUCACCCUUUGCAAGUCCGUUUGGGGUAUCUAAUCCUACCAAACGCAGACGCCGCUCUGGCGGCAAGAUUGUGGCGGUUGACGGCGCCAGGUGUUUUGCCUUAAUGAGUUUGGACCAGAUUGCCAAAACUAAGGUCUACAGAUGUGAUUUGGAGAAUGGUGCGGAGGUUAGAGUUGAGUUUGAGGUUCCUGCCUGGUGGCCUGUCGAGUAGUGUUUGUAUAUAUAUAUAUAUAUAUAUAUUCUCUCACAAAAUAGUUUGUCUAUAGAGAAGGUG
Messenger RNA from Babjeviella inositovora NRRL Y-12698, 1645 nucleotides. RefSeq lists its product as uncharacterized. The record is from RefSeq and is a predicted model, not a curated record. The coding region runs from base 209 to 1582 and encodes 457 amino acids. Gene Ontology annotation, cellular component: mitochondrial matrix. Gene Ontology annotation, molecular function: protein binding. NCBI's taxonomy places the organism in Eukaryota, Fungi, Ascomycota, Pichiomycetes, Serinales. The transcript has a single exon.